AUUUGCACUGAGUCGCCUACCUUGUGUGGUGUGCGGAGCAAAAUAAAGAUGAAGGGCUUUCGAAUCCUCGGUAUCAGAGAGCAGGAUACGCUACUUCUGGCUGCCUUCUCUUCCUUCCGUCUCCCUUUCUCUCUCUUCUUCUUCGUCUUCUUAGACUGUUAUGACGACGGUGGGCGUCCUGGCGCUGCAGGGUUCUUUUAACGAGCACAUGGCGGCGUUGCGGAGGAUAGGGGUGAAAGGGGUGGAGAUAAGGAAGGCGGAGCAACUGCAGGCCGUCGACGCCCUCAUCAUCCCGGGCGGCGAGAGCACCACCAUGGCCAAGCUCGCGCACUACCACAACCUCUUUCCUGCUUUACGAGAAUUUGUAAGUACUGGGAAGCCUGUCUGGGGAACCUGUGCAGGACUUAUUUUCUUGGCAAACAAAGCAAUUGGUCAAAAGUCAGGAGGCCAAGAGCUUAUUGGGGGACUAGACUGCAUUGUCAAUCGAAAUUUUUUUGGUAGUCAGCUUCAGAGCUUUGAAACAGAACUGUCAGUCCCUAAGCUUGCAGAGGAGGAAGGGGGGCCUAAAGGUUUCCGUGGAGUUUUUAUACGUGCACCAGCCAUCUUAGAAGUAGGACCUGAUGUCGAGAUAUUAGCAGAUUGCCCUGUUCCUUUGGAAACGAAAAAGAGUAUAAUGUCUGUUGACAAUGGCCAGGAGGAGGAAAUAGUUUCUCGUGAGAGAGUAAUUGUUGCAGUAAGGCAAGGGAACUUACUGGGGACUGCUUUUCACCCUGAACUGACUACUGACCUGCGAUGGCACAGUUUAUUCUUGAAAAUGAAGAAAGACAGCAGUGAUAGGUGCUUGCAACGCGUUCCCACAUCAGGAACAGACUUAGAAGAUUCUCUAGGAAAGAGACCUUUCGAUCUCCCCAUUUAUGAAUGAUAUUAAAGAUGACAACCGACAAGUUGACUUGUCUGUACUUAGGUUGUUCACAUUCUAACAGCUCCAUGAGAUUUAUCUCAUAAUGAAACUUUCAUUUAUUUA
Molecule: messenger RNA, 1024 nt
Organism: Musa acuminata AAA Group (dessert banana)
Lineage: Eukaryota; Viridiplantae; Streptophyta; Magnoliopsida; Zingiberales; Musaceae
Product: probable pyridoxal 5'-phosphate synthase subunit PDX2
Exons: 7
Coding region: 161-922 (253 amino acids)
Biological process (GO): pyridoxal 5'-phosphate biosynthetic process; pyridoxine metabolic process
Cellular component (GO): glutaminase complex; cytosol
Molecular function (GO): glutaminase activity
Source: RefSeq, a predicted model, not a curated record